AUGGAUAUACACCAGUCCAGGGAGGCAGAUAAGGAGUUCGACACGAUCUUCAAUGGUCUCCGGUCGAAAAACAAAGAAGAACAGACGCGAUAUGCGUUGACGUUGAAGAAUUUGGUGUUUGGCGGGAACACUGGCGACCAAUAUAAUUCCCACUUGUCAGAAUCGUCCAUUUACAAUAAACUUCAUGAGAUUACGGUUUCCAAAGAUACCGAAUUGAAAAUCGCCACAUAUUACUCCAUUAAAGCGUUCAUUGAGUUGGUGGGAGGUCCAGAAUUGGAAACUUCGAGAAUUGCCAGAAUGUUGGAUCAGAUGAUGAGUAUCCCCCAGAUCUCCAAGCUGGUGGCCGAUACUUUGGGGUCGCUUUAUCGCCCUGGAUGGUCAUUGAUCGCUACGUAUUUCAGUUUCACUUGUGGUAAUGCCAUUGAGAAUUUAGGCAAUAAACUCGAUUACAAAAAACUCAAUGCCAUCUUGAUAUUGCAAUCGUUCACCACCCAUAAUCCGGGAGCAUUGUACCCAUACAUCGAAAAGAUCUUUACGGGAUUGAGCCAAACUUUGAAAGAUGCCAAUGUGGUUAUUAGAAGAGAAUCAGCAGUGUUAUUGGAACGGUGCUUGACAAUAUUGUAUAUGAGGGAUACUUACAUUUUAUCAUCAAGAUUCAACAGAUUGUACGAUGAAGCCCUCGAGAAUUUGAAGAGCUCGUCUACCGAAUCAAUACACUCAUCGUUUUUGUUAUUCAAGACUUUACUUCAUUUGAUCAUUCUUUCGAACAACAAUAGAUCGUUAUCAGCGUUGAACAACAACAAGGACGCCAUAAGUUUCUCCACCAUCACCGAUAAGGUCGACGAUAUAUACAACAAAUGCUGGUUUUUCAAAGAUUACAAGUCGUCAACCAUUCGUAUAGAAGUCAUUGAAAUCCUCCCGCUCAUUGCCAAGUUCAACACCAGGAUUUUCACCCUCAAAUAUUUACAAAGUAUCACCGAUUUUUACAUGCUCAGGUUGAAAAAGGAUAAAGAUAGAAUCCCCACUUUAUACUUAUUUGGCGGUAUUUCUUCGAAAAUUGGUAGUACCAAUUGCUUAUUAUACGCCAACAGUUUAAUUGCCAUCAUUGAAAACUUGAUCCAUACCAUUAGUGGCGGGGAUUCAAAUACCACCGCAUCCUCUCAACAAAUGGAUAAACCUGGCUUGAACAAAUUUUCAUCAUUCAACCCUAGCUCCCAUAUUUUUGCUGGCCCAGGUAAUGCCAUCGCUAAUACUUCGAAUUCUGUCAAAUCCGCUGGACCAAAGAGGAAAGAUGGCGAUUUUUUCGCUUACAAUAAAUUUGAUACCUCCUCGAUUCUUAAUAAUGAUCCAGCCACCGCCAUCACUUUCCAAAACAUUUCUGAAUACAAGGGAUUGAAAAGAUAUGAGUUAGAAAAAGCGAUUUUUUACGUGCUAAUCAAACUUUGUGAGACUUUGGGCAGUAAAAUCACCCAAGUGUUGACCCUUAACAUGCUCGAGUUAAUCAUUGCCACUUGCAAUUUGACUAAGCAUUUGACGACAUUGAUGAGUAAAUUGAUCGAAUUCUAUCCUAACCUUGAAAGUUUCAUCUUGCAAAAGCUCAUGAAUAAAGUGACCCUCACCUUAGCGGGUACCGAUUUCAUCGAACCAGGGGUUUCCAUUGCCAGUUUGAAUUUGACUCCCAAAGAUCGCAAAAAAUUGGCCCAAAAAUCGGUUAUCGGGGUACGUUUCGAUGAGCCUUCAGGAAGGAUUUUUCUCAAUGGUAAUGCCAAUGGGUUUGGUAAUAGUAAUUCAUCAUCCAUUGGUGAUGAAAUUAUUGGCAAUGAUUCUCGAGCUAGUGAAUUGAGAAAAAAAAUCGCCCUUUAUAAACAACCAUACUCUAGCAGUUCGGCGCCGUUAUCAAAUUACACUUUCAAAGACUUAUCUUCUGCUUUUAAUAAUUUCACGGCGGGUCAUGAAGCAUAUUCUGUAUCCAACCAUACCAACCCUUCUUUGGCCAGCGAUGGUAGUAAUACCGCGGUGGGGGCCUCCAACGGAGAACGUCCUAGUACCCAUUUUAUCACUAUUAAAGAUAUGGUUGAUUUGAACAGGGCCAGAAAAAUCAGAAACACGGUUUUGAAAGAUUACGGGUUCAAUGUCGGGGGAAAUGUGAACAGUACCAGUGCUAGUAAUACCGGGGUAUUCCAAGCACUUACCAAAUUAACUGGUCUUUCUGAUGAUUAUUUCAAGUCGAUAAACCAAACCCCAUUCGAUGGCGGGUUUGAUUCGAAGGAUAUCAAUACCGAUGAGGGAGAAGUGCCAAUAAAGAGCGAUUUUGCCAUAGACAGUUUGGAAUACCAGGAAAUAAAUCUUUUGGUGGAAUGUUUCCAUAUUUUGAAGAAAUUCCAUUUCGGGAAAUACGUGUCGCUAUUUGAGUUUUCCAGGUACGUUACUUUGACUUAUAUUGAUCAUCAAGAUUUUCAAGUGAGAAAACUCGCGGCGUUGAUAACCACAAAAUUGUUUACCGAUGAUGAAAUCAUCAACUCUGUGCAAAUUGGCUCGAUCACUGCGGUAUCUGACGUUUUAUCGAAGUUGUUACUCUUGGGAAUUGCCGAUACAAACCCCGAAAUAAGAUUGGCGGUUCUCGAAAGUUUGAACGCCAGGUAUGAUCCCCAACUAGCCCAAUCGGAUAAUGUUAGAUUAUUAAUGAUAUCGUUGAAUGAUUCCAGUUUUGAGGUGAGAAAAGUGACCAUCAGAAUCCUUGGAAGAAUAUCGGUGAAAAACCCGGCAUAUGUGGUUCCAGCCCUUAGAAAAGUGUUGAUUCAAUAUCUUAACAAUUUGAAAUAUGGCACCACUAAUGUGAUUCGAGAAAAUAGUUGUUCAUUAUUGACAUGCCUUGUCUCUUGUGCUGAUAUGUUAACAAAGCCUCAUAUCAAUGCCAUCAUGGAUGUUUUAAUUCCAUUAUUACGCGAUAGUAAUAAAAACUCAGUGAUUUCGUCUAUCGUCAUCAAAUGUAUCGGGGAAUUGGCCAGAGUCUCUGGAGAAUCGACAAAGUAUUUUCUAGAUGAGGUUAUUCCAUUGAUCAUGGCGAUCCUCAAGGAUAACUCAUUAUUGAUUUCCAAAGAAGAAAAAGUCAUUGCCAUCAAGACAUUGAGUCAGUUGAUUAGAAGCUCAGGAAGGGUCAUUGAUCCAUAUUUCACCUAUCCAGAUUUAUUAGCAGAAAUCAUCAAAAUCGUCAGUGAUAAUAACGUUGAUGCUGGGUUGAAGAAAGAAACCAUCAAGUUACAAGGGAUUUUGGGAGCGUUGGAUCCGUACAAGGCCAGAGAAUUGGAAAGUAAUUAUAAAUCCAUCAGACAAAACCAACCUUCAUCAUCCAGAGAAUUGGUGCCAGGGAUGUUUACCCCAUCGCAAGGGAAAAAUCGCAAGCAGGAUUCCAGCAAACAAAUUAGUAAUAAGCAAUCAUCAUCUAAGAAAUCAAUGAAUAAUAAUAUUGAUUAUAGUCAAGCCAGUGAGGUUGCCAAAAAUUGGGGACAUGAUGAAUUGGGUAAAGAUUUCGAACAAGGGGUUGAUUUGAACGAAAUGUUAAAUAUUAAUGACGCCAGUAUGCGGAUCCCAAAACUUAUCCAAAUGGAAACCCCAAUAGAUUUAUUAUUAUUGAUGCAAUUGAAUAACGAUCUUCGGCCGCUUAGCGGAGGCGAGGAUUAUUACUUGAUUGUGGUGUUGAACAUGUUGGUCAGAUUACUUAAGGACCAAUCAACGAGCUCUCACCACGAAACGGUGAUGUCGAUUAUUGUCAAUAUUUUCUCACGAAUCAGGGAUAAGUGCUUGAGUUAUUCGAAAUUGAUUAUCGUGGGAAUGUUGAGAGCCAUCAAAAACUAUACUGCAUCAAAGAUGAAAUUAUCGUUCCAACAAAUUGGCCAAAUCGCCAAAGUUAUCGGGAAAUUUAUCAGGCCUGCAGUGCCGGAGUUAUUAAAGAGUGUCAAUGAAUUAUUUGGGUUAACUGAUCGGUUAACGUUGAUAAAUUUAGUAGAAAUUGUCUCCAAAAACUUGGACAUGGAAUUCAAAUUGUAUUUGCCAAAUAUUUUGUGCACUCUCUUGGAAGCAUUGAAUAAUGACGAUUCAAAGGAUAAAAUUGUUUCUCGGAAAAUCAUCAAAGCGUUUGUGUCGUUUGGAGGAAGUAUUGAAGAGUAUUCUAAUUUGAUCAUCACCAAUAUUUUGAGAUUUGUACAGCCUAAUGGUGGGUCAUACGAGCUUCGUAAAACCGCAAUUGAGGCAUUGGGACAACUCACCACGUCUAUCAACUUGACAGAUAUGUCCUCUAGCAUAAUCCAUCCAUUUUUGGUAUUGUUGAAAAGCAAAAAUCCUGAGGAUUUCCAAUUGAGAGAUAGUAUUAUGAAUUCUCUUUGUGCAUUGAUUGUGCAAAUGAAGAGUGAAUAUUUCAUUUUCUUGCCAAUUGUUGAUAACACGCUAUCAGAAAUUGAAUUUUCGUCUCAUGCCUACACAAAACUUGUACAUCAAUUGAUCAAAAAUGAAAAUGUGUCCUUCACCCUUCCUUCAGAAUACCAACCCGAACCGGCUUACAAAGAGGAUGAGCCAAUGAAGAAAGUUGAUGGUGCAUUGCUCCAAUCUAGUUGCCAGCCAUUCCUUUGCAAGACUAAAGGCGAUUGGAUUGAAUGGUUAAAGCGGUUGAACUUGAAGCUUUUGGAGCUUUCUCCUUCGGUAUCGUUGAACUCUUGUUUAGUGUUGGCGUACGCCCACGUUCCAGUGGCCCGUGAGUUGUUCAAUGCGGCAUUUUCUGGAGUAUGGGUGGCUAUUGGUGAUGAACAUCGUAAUGAAUUGGGGAAAAGUUUGUUGUACGCAUUACAAAACGCUCCAAACUCUUCGGACGUUCUACAAACCAUUUUGAAUUUGGCAGAAUUCAUGGAACAUAACAAUACUCCAUUGCCAAUAAAUCUUUCGGUGCUCUCGAAGUAUUCUUUCCGUCAUCAUGCGUUUGCCAAAGCUUUACAUUACAAAGAAGUAGAAUUCAAGGAUACGGCUUACAAAAACAAUGUGUCGGUGACCACGAUUGACUCGCUUAUCAAUAUCAACAAUUCUUUACAACAGUCUGAUUCUGGUGAUGGGAUGUUGAAGAUCGCUACUGAUUUCUAUCAUUUUGAGGCCAAAGAAUCGUGGUACCAGAAAUUACAGAAAUGGAAUGAAGCGUUGCGAAUCUAUGAGAAGAAAUUGGCCGAUAAUCAAGUGAAUAUCGACGUGAUCAAUGGGAAAAUGAGCUGCAUGCAUGCUUUAGGUCAAUGGGAACAAUUGGAGAGUUUUACCGAAAAGAAUUGGGGAUUAAUUUCCAAUAUCAACAAAGAGAAAGUCGCACCGUUGGCGGCGGCGGCAGCAUGGGGUACUGCGAAAUGGGAAAAAAUGGACGAUUAUAUCAGCGUUAUGAAGCAAGAUUCUGCGAAUAAGUACUUUUUCGAUGCGAUUCUUAACGUUCAUCGUUGUAAUUAUGGAGUGGCCCAAGAAAACAUCAGAAACGCUCGGGAGUUGUUGAGUGGAGAAAUCACCGCGUUGAUCAAUGAAAGUUACAGUCGUGCUUAUGAUGUGGUGGUGAGAAUCCAGAUGUUGUCGGAUCUUGAAGAAAUCAUUGAAUUCAAAGGAUUGGACGAUAAUAAUCCAAGAAAAAGUUUGUUGAAGUCCGCCUGGGAUAAGCGAUUAUUCCAUUGUCAAGGUAAUGUGGAUAUUUGGCAAAGAUUAUUGAAUAUUCGAUCAUUAGUGAUCAAACCAGAACAAGACUUGGUGGCCCGAAUCAAAUUCGCUAAUUUGUGUCGGAAAUCAGGACGGAAUGCCCUUGCGGAAAAAACGUUAUCCAGUCUUAAGAGUAACGUUAUUCAAUUGAAACCAGUUCCAGGAAACUCUAUGGAAGGUGGAUCAUUUACCAAUCCGGCUCUCGUGUACGCCCAAUUGAAGUUAUUAUGGGAGGUGGGACAAAAGGAAAAAGCGUUUGCCACCCUUUGUACAUUCACUUAUGAUUUAAGUGCUGCGCUUUGUCUUCAAGCAGAUCAACUAGUAUCACCAAAAGUUCCAGAGAUCUUACCGUGUGAUGAACCACUUUAUUACGGUUUGCGGAAGAUUUUGUGCAAAUGCUUUUUGAAACAAGGUCAAUGGCAAAUGGAAUUAAACUCUCAUUGGACCGAUGAUAAGGCUGCAGAAAGUGGGGUUCUUGGAUCAUUUUUAAUUCCAACGAUUUUAUACAGUGAUUGGUACAAAGGCUGGCAUUAUUGGGCCUUGGCAAAUUAUGAAGUGAUUUCUUCCAAGUCCACUAGGUUGCGGAACCGUGAAGAUCACGUCACCCCUAAAGAACACGAAUCAGGUAACGAAUCAGAAUUGGUGAAAUUACACGCCAUUCCUGCCAUGAAAGGGUUUUUCCGAUCGAUUGAAUUAUCCAGUAGUGUGGCCAUUCAAGAUUUGCUAAGAUUACUUGGAUUGUGGUUUGCGUAUGGUGGGUAUCCAUUCGCGGCUACAGAAAUUGAAAAGGGAAUCAAUGAUUUAUCAAUUGAGACUUGGUUACAGGUGCUUCCACAAUUGUUUUCUCGAUUACACCAUCCGGAUAAAGUGGUGAAUAACGCUUUGCAAAAACUUGUGGUUCGGUUAGCAGAAGUGCACCCACAGGCUUUAUUGUUCCCAUUAAAUGUUUCUGUGAGAUCUGACAAACAAAUUGGUCAAGCUACCGCCGGAAGAAUCUUGAAUACUAUUAAGUUCUUGCACCCACGACUUGUCACCGAAUCAGAGGUGGUGGUCUAUCAAUUGAUCCAAGUGGCAUUAUUAUUGAAUGAACGAUGGUUCCAUGCUAUCGAAGACGGGGUAGCGCUUUAUCAAAGUGGUCAUCAUUAUUCGAAGAUUGUGACGAUGUUUGAUACAUUAUAUCAAGAGCCAAAACGUACCUUCCACGAAAAAACUUUUUGGGCGAUCUGGGGACCGGAGCUUAGUAGAGGGUAUGAAUGGAUUGUCAAAUAUAAGAAAAAGAUGCUUGAACAACAAGUGAGUGAUCCUCAAUUACUUCAACUGGCGUUUGAUUGUUUGGCGCCAAUCCAUAACAAAUUAAGCAAUGAAUUUAGUAGUGUGAGAACUCAUUUCUUGGAAUACGUGGCCCCUCAAUUAUUAGAAAGCACCGAUUUAGACCUUGCGGUCCCAGGGACGUAUGAACCAGGCAAAGUGGUGGUGGGAAUGCACCGUUUCGAAAACCGGGUGCCGGUGAUUGUUUCCAAACAACGUCCAAGACGAUUUUUCAUUUAUGGUCAAGACGGUAGAUUAUAUGAUUAUUUGUUGAAAGGCCAAGAAGAUAUUAGACAAGACAAUAUGGUUAUGCAAUUGUUUGGGUUGGUCAAUAAGUUGUUGGACAAUGAUCCUGAAUGUUUUAGUCGUCAUUUAAGUCUUGAACCGUAUCCAACAAUCCCGCUUUCUCCAAAAUCUGGGUUAUUGGGGUGGGUUCCAAACAGUGAUACUUUCCAUACAUUGAUUAGUCAAAACCGGAAUUUCAAAGGCAUCACCAAAGAUAUUGAAAGAAGAGCCCACAACGCGUAUCUGGGUAAACAUUUUGAUUUUGCCACGGCGUUGAGACGCUUGGAAUUGUUUUUGGUGAGUUUGAGCGCCUCUAGAGGGAUGGAUAUUUAUGAUGUGUUGUGGUUGAAGAGUCGGUCUUCGGAAGUAUGGCUAGAACGGAGAACCACGUAUAUUCGGUCUUUAGCAUUGACGUCGAUUGUUGGGUACGUCCUUGGGUUAGGAGACCGUCAUCCUUCGAAUAUCAUGAUUCAUAGAGUUACUGGGAAAGUGGUUCACAUUGAUUAUGGGGAUUGUUUCGAAAGUGCUCUGUUGCGUGAGAAAUGGCCAGAACAAGUGCCAUUUAGAUUGACAAGAAUGUUGGUUAAUGCGUUAGAGGCUUCAGGAAUUGAAGGUUCCUUUAGAAUCACUUUGGAUAAUGUGAUGCGGGUGGUGAGGGUCAAUAAAGAAUCCUUACUCGCGCUCUUUGAUUCGUUUGCCAAUGAUCCAUUGAUCAAAUGGGGGUUUGAUAUUCCUAAUAAAGCGGUGAUGCGGAAGACUGGGUACAAGCCUAUAGAUGCCGAUGCGGCUGAGAUGAGAAGUAAAGGACAAAUCAACGAUGAGCAAUACGAUGCGAUUUUGGAAGAAAACGAGCGGGCGUUGAUGAAUGCUCGGGCAGAGUACGUGUUGAAGAGAAUCAAUGAUAAGUUGACGGGUAAUGAUUUCCCAAGAGCGAAAGAUUUGGAUAUUGGUGAUCAAGUGGAUCGCUUAAUUGCUCAAGCGACUGAUAAAGAUGGGUUAGCAUUGCAUUUCAUUGGGUGGUGCUCGUUCUGGUGA
This is a messenger RNA of Saccharomycopsis crataegensis, 8340 nucleotides long. RefSeq names its product phosphatidylinositol kinase-related protein kinase. The transcript has a single exon. Gene Ontology annotation, molecular function: protein-containing complex binding; protein serine/threonine kinase activity; protein binding. NCBI's taxonomy places the organism in Eukaryota, Fungi, Ascomycota, Saccharomycetes, Ascoideales, Saccharomycopsidaceae. The coding region runs from base 1 to 8340 and encodes 2779 amino acids. The record is from RefSeq and is a predicted model, not a curated record. Gene Ontology annotation, biological process: negative regulation of macroautophagy; protein phosphorylation; TOR signaling. Gene Ontology annotation, cellular component: TORC2 complex; nucleus; TORC1 complex.